GGGCGGGACGGCGCGCGGAGUCGGCUCGCUUCGGCUCGCGUCGACUGCGCUCGGGAGGCUGCGGUAAAUCCGGGCUUGCGGCCGCCUGGCAGCAGAAGCUGCGGCCCGGUGGUCCUGUGCCGCGCGGCGCCGAGCGCCCCGAGAGCCAUGCAGAUGUCCUACGCCAUCCGGUGCGCCUUUUACCAGCUGCUACUGGCCGCUCUCAUGCUGGUGGCCAUGCUGCAGCUGCUGUACCUGUCGCUGCUGUCCGGGUUGCACGGGCAGGAGGAGCAAGAGCAGUACUUCGAGUUCUUCCCGCCCUCCCCGCGGUCCGUGGACCAGGUCAAGGCGCAGCUGCGUACCGCGCUGGCCUCCGGAGGCGUCCUAGAUGUCAGCGGCGAUUACCGCGUCUACAGGAGCCUGCUAAAGACCACCAUGGACCCCAACGACGUGAUCCUGGCUACGCACGCCAGCGUCGACAACCUGCUGCACCUGUCGGGCCUUCUGGAACGCUGGGAGGGCCCGCUCUCGGUGUCGGUGUUCGCAGCCACCAAGGAGGAGGCUCAGCUGGCCACGGUGCUGGCCUACGCGCUCAGCAGCCACUGCCCAGACAUGCGGGCGCGGGUGGCCAUGCAUCUCGUCUGUCCCUCGCGUUAUGAGGCCUCCGUGCCUGACCCUCGGGAGCCCGGGGAGUUUGCUCUGCUGCGUACCUGUCAGGAGGUCUUUGACAAGCUGGCCAGGGUGGCCCAACCUGGCACGAACUAUGCCCUGGGGACCAACGUCUCCUACCCCAAUAACCUCCUGAGGAAUCUGGCCCGUGAGGGGGCCAAUUACGCCCUGGUAAUUGAUGUGGACAUGGUACCCAGCGAGGGGCUGUGGCGAGGCCUGAGGGAAAUGCUAGACCAGAGCAACCAGUGGGGGGGUACGGCCCUGGUGGUGCCCGCCUUCGAGAUCCGUCGGGCCCGCCGCAUGCCCAUGAGCAAGACAGAACUGUUGCAACUGUACCAGGUGGGCGAGGUGCGGCCCUUCUACUACGGGCUGUGCACCCCCUGCCAAGCACCCACCAACUACUCCCGCUGGGUCAACUUGCCGGAAGAGAGCCUGCUGAGGCCUGCCUACGUGGUACCCUGGCAGGACCCCUGGGAACCAUUCUACGUGGCUGGAGGCAAGGUGCCCACCUUCGAUGAACGCUUUCGACAGUAUGGCUUCAACCGAAUCAGCCAGGCCUGUGAGCUGCACGUGGCCGGGUUUGACUUCGAGGUGCUGAACGAAGGCUUUCUGGUCCACAAGGGCUUCAAAGAGGCCCUGAAGUUCCACCCGCAGAAGGAGGCAGAGAACCAACACAACAAGGCCCUCUACCGCCAGUUCAAGCAGGAGUUGAAGGCCAAGUACCCCACGUCCCCGCGCCGCUGCUGAGCCCCAGCCCUGGGGUUGGGUGGGUCUGGCCCCAGUGUGGGGGGAGCUCCCCUGGACGCUGGGCACGGCUGGGGCGUCGUGACACUGGACUUGCUGGGUGCUGGGACCCCGUCCUGGCUUCACCACUAACUAGCUGCGUGGCCUGGAGUUGAGCGCCUGGCCUCUCCCAGCGCCCCCAAACCCCUUGUCCGACACAAGGGGGAGGUGACAGAACCUACCUCACGGACCUGCCGCCGGGGGCCUGGGGAGAGGGCUGCGUGUGAACACCCUGUCCGCUGCGUACCAAUGUGAAGUUUUAUUCCUGUUAUCACAGUAUUAUUAUUGUUGUUAACAAGCUCGGGUGGGCAGGCAAUAGCACAGCCGGCGGUGUGAAUCGGGCAGAGCAGAGGAAAUGGACUUUUUUUGGAAAACAA
Molecule: messenger RNA, 1808 nt
Organism: Ochotona princeps (American pika)
Lineage: Eukaryota; Metazoa; Chordata; Mammalia; Lagomorpha; Ochotonidae
Gene: B4GAT1
Product: beta-1,4-glucuronyltransferase 1
Exons: 2
Coding region: 148-1395 (415 amino acids)
Molecular function (GO): glucuronosyltransferase activity
Source: RefSeq, a predicted model, not a curated record